Megalobrama amblycephala (Wuchang bream) is the source of this 1403-nucleotide messenger RNA. RefSeq lists its product as uncharacterized. Gene Ontology annotation, cellular component: heterotrimeric G-protein complex. The record is from RefSeq and is a predicted model, not a curated record. The coding region runs from base 81 to 293 and encodes 70 amino acids. The transcript is spliced from 3 exons. Gene Ontology annotation, molecular function: G-protein beta-subunit binding. Lineage: Eukaryota; Metazoa; Chordata; Actinopteri; Cypriniformes; Xenocyprididae. Gene Ontology annotation, biological process: G protein-coupled receptor signaling pathway.
GGGCGCAAUUGAGCCGCUUAUUGCCAAAGUCAGUCUCGUCUUGACAUUUGUUUCAAACUUUCCCCGAUCUGUCAGCAGACAUGUCGAAUAACAGCGCAGGCGGUAUGAUGAGCCUGCAGAAAAGCGUCAAGCAGCUGCGAUUCGAAGCAGGGAUCCGCAGAAUUAAGGUUUCUCAAGCUGCAGCAGAUCUGAAGACAUUCUGCUUGCAAAAUGCCCACAAGGACCCUCUCCUUAUGGGGGUGCCAUCCAGCGACAACCCCUUCCGACCCCCCAAAUCAUGUGCACUCUUCUGAGGUGUCGUGAAGAAUUUUGGAGAAACUGAACAUUCCACUUCCGCACAAACGUUUUUCACUACACUGCUCUCAGUUCCCCUUUACCCUGCAGCAGAGCUGGAUCAACACUAUUACACUAAAUUGUUUAAUUUGAAAGCUGCAUUGUGACUUGAAGUCGUUCAAUAAUGUGAUUUUAUGAAGAAAACCUCUGAAAGGUGAUUUAAAAGUGUUUAAUUUGUAUACUGUUAAUUAAGGACGUAUUCGUGCAAAACUUACACUAGUAGAUAGUUUCAGGAGGAAACUGAAGUGCUCAGUUGGUCAAACAGUCCAUUGGAGAAGUGAUAUGCAAAAAUAUUCACUACAUUACUUACUGUGUAGCCAAGUCAAUUUGAAUACCAGCCAUAUACAGACAAAAAAAAAAUAUUUCUUCUUGUAAUGUGUUUGGUUUAUGAUGAAACACUGAAUCUCUCUAUUUGUUUAUUGAUACGAUUAGACUUAUACAUGGGCAGUUGUUGCCAAGAAAGUCAUGUAUUUAAGAUCUAUUGUAUUAACCAUUGAAGGAGAGAGACGUCUUGAAUCUCAGGUUCUUUUUUUGAAAAAGAUCGAUGCUGUGUUCCUGAUAUAUAUUCACUUUUCUUAUUUUCUGAAUGAGGUACUGCUUUUUGUUCAAAUGUAUUUUCUCUAAUCUGCUGGGUAAUGGUUUCUGUAUCAUUUUGAAAUUUCAUAAAUGUUAAACAGUGUUUACACAAGUGCAGAAUUAUCUUCAUUUCUUUCUCUUUUUUACUGAUAUUUGCUCAUGAAAGGGUGCUGCCUGUUCUCUGCACCUAUGAAUUGAACACCAGUGACUAUGAACAUUUCAGCUGGCCUGUUUUUGCAUAUACCCUCUGCCCUCGCAUGAAUAUUUAUCUCAUUUCAAAUCUGUACUGUGCCUUUAUCAGUCAACCACUGGACAUUCAUGCAAAUAUCAUUUGUUUGUGGGGGUUUUACUGCUGCCCUGCAUUGUUAACUUUUUCAGUCUGUUUACCUCAUGUAUGUCUUGCCUUUUACGUUUGAUUGUGCCUAAAGGAGCAACGUCUGAUUUUGUGCAGUAAGACUAUAUAUUAAACUAUACCUUUCUUUACAAAACUUAAA